AUGGCUCAAGCAGCCAAACAGCUGAAGAAAAUUAAAGACAUCGAGGCUCAGGCCCUUCAGGAGCAGAAGGAAAAGGAGGAAUCCAACAGGAAACGGAGGAACCGCUCUCGUGACCGAAAGAAAAAGGCCGAUGCUGCUACCAGUUUUCUGAGGGCAGCAAGAUCGGGGAACUUGGACAAAGCUUUGGAUCACCUGCGGAAUGGGGUAGAUAUUAACACCUGUAACCAGAAUGGGUUGAAUGGUUUACAUCUGGCUUCUAAAGAAGGCCAUGUGAAAAUGGUGGUUGAGCUUCUGCACAAGGAAAUUGUUUUAGAAACCACAACAAAGAAGGGGAACACAGCCUUGCACAUUGCUGCCCUAGCAGGUCAAGAUGAAGUGGUCCGGGAACUUGUUAACUAUGGAGCUAAUGUCAACGCACAGUCUCAGAAAGGCUUUACGCCCCUCUACAUGGCAGCACAAGAAAAUCACUUGGAAGUUGUUAAGUUUCUGCUGGAAAAUGGAGCAAAUCAGAAUGUUGCUACAGAAGAUGGCUUCACACCAUUGGCUGUGGCGCUGCAGCAGGGUCAUGAGAAUGUGGUGGCUCACCUGAUCAACUAUGGGACGAAGGGAAAGGUGCGUCUGCCAGCCCUUCACAUCGCAGCCCGGAACGACGACACAAGAACAGCCGCUGUCCUGCUCCAAAAUGACCCAAAUGCAGAUGUGCUGUCCAAGACAGGAUUCACCCCGCUCCACAUAGCAGCCCACUAUGAGAACCUCAAUGUGGCCCAAUUACUACUAAACCGGGGCGCCAAUGUCAACUUUACUCCCCAGAAUGGCAUCACUCCCCUGCACAUUGCUUCUCGUAGAGGGAAUGUGAUCAUGGUACGACUCCUGCUGGAUCGCGGGGCUGAGAUAGAAACGAGGACCAAGGAUGAAUUGACUCCUCUCCACUGUGCAGCUAGAAAUGGGCAUGUGCGAAUCUCAGAGCUCCUGCUGGACCAUGGGGCACCCAUCCAGGCCAAGACCAAGAAUGGCUUGUCCCCUAUCCACAUGGCGGCUCAGGGUGACCAUCUAGAUUGCGUGCGGCUCCUGCUACAGUACAAUGCAGAAAUAGACGAUAUCACCCUGGACCACCUGACGCCUCUCCAUGUCGCGGCCCACUGUGGUCACCAUCGAGUGGCCAAGGUGCUUUUGGAUAAAGGGGCCAAACCCAACUCCAGAGCGCUGAACGGCUUCACGCCCUUACACAUCGCCUGUAAAAAGAAUCACAUCCGCGUGAUGGAGUUGCUGCUGAAGACGGGAGCUUCCAUAGACGCAGUCACUGAGUCUGGACUGACCCCACUCCACGUAGCGUCCUUCAUGGGGCACCUUCCCAUCGUGAAGAAUCUUCUUCAGCGGGGAGCAUCACCUAAUGUCUCCAAUGUGAAAGUGGAGACACCACUGCAUAUGGCAGCCAGAGCUGGGCACACAGAAGUAGCCAAAUAUUUACUCCAGAACAAAGCCAAAGUUAAUGCCAAGGCCAAGGAUGACCAGACCCCACUUCACUGUGCAGCUCGCAUCGGUCAUACAAACAUGGUGAAGCUUCUCCUGGAAAACAAAGCCAACCCUAACCUCUCCACGACUGCUGGACACACCCCUCUGCACAUCACAGCACGAGAGGGUCAUAUGGAAACAGCCCAGGCCCUACUAGAGAAGGAAGCCUCCCAGGCGUGCAUGACCAAGAAAGGAUUUACCCCUCUCCAUGUUGCUGCUAAAUAUGGAAAGGUAAACGUGGCUGAGCUACUACUGGAGAAGGAUGCCCAUCCAAACGCAGCUGGAAAAAAUGGCCUCACCCCUCUCCAUGUGGCUGUCCAUCACAAUAACCUGGAGAUUGUGAAACUUCUCCUCCCUCGAGGCGGCUCUCCACACAGCCCUGCUUGGAAUGGCUACACCCCUCUACACAUCGCUGCCAAACAGAACCAGAUGGAGCUUGCCAGCAACCUGCUACAAUAUGGGGGGUCCGCAAAUGCCGAGUCAGUACAAGGUGUGACACCCCUUCACCUUGCAGCCCAAGAGGGUCAUGCAGAAAUGGUAGCUCUGCUACUCUCAAAACAAGCUAAUGGCAACCUUGGAAACAAGAGUGGCCUCACUCCUCUCCAUCUGGUGGCUCAAGAGGGUCAUGUGGCAGUAGCAGAUGUGCUCAUCAAACAGGGGGUCACAGUGGAUGCCACCACCCGGAUGGGCUAUACCCCAUUACAUGUGGCCAGCCAUUAUGGAAAUAUCAAGCUGGUGAAGUUCCUGCUACAACACCAGGCAGAUGUUAAUGCAAAGACCAAGCUAGGAUACACUCCUUUGCACCAGGGGGCUCAGCAAGGACAUACGGAUAUCGUGACCCUGCUGCUGAAGAAUGGUGCUUCCCCCAAUGAAGUCAGCUCGCAUGGAACCACUCCUUUGGCCAUUGCCAAACGCCUUGGCUACAUUUCUGUAACCGAUGUACUGAAAAUGGUGACUGAUGAAACCGGUGUUGUGUUAGUCAGCGACAAGCACCGAAUGAGCUUCCCAGAGACAGUGGAUGAGAUUCUGGAUGUCUCUGAAGAUGAAGGAACUGCUCAUGUAACUAUAAUGGGGGAGGAACUUGUGGGCUCCAGACCUGAGAAGCAAGAUUCCAGGGACACAGAUGAAGAGAAAGAGCUCCUGGACUUUGUGCCCAAGCUAGAUCAAGUGGUAGAAUCUCCAGCCAUUCCCAGAAUUCCGUGUGUCACACCUGAGACUGUGGUGAUCAGAGCAGAGGAGCCAGAACAGGCAUCUAAAGAAUUUGAUGAGGAUUCAUUGAUUCCCAGCAGCCCAGCAACAGAGACAUCAGAUAAUAUUAGUCCUGUGGCCAGCCCAGUACAUACGGGCUUCCUGGUGAGCUUCAUGGUUGAUGCCCGUGGAGACUCCAUGAGGGGAAGUCGGCACAAUGGCCUGAGGGUCAUCAUCCCACCCCGGGCAUGCGCAGCGCCCACGCGCAUUACUUGCCGCCUGGUCAAACCUCAGAAGCUAACCACACCACCACCCCUGGCUGAGGAAGAAGGCCUAGCCAGUAGGAUCAUUGCACUGGGGCCAACAGGGGCCCAGUUCCUGAGCCCCGUGAUUGUGGAAAUCCCCCACUUUGCCUCCCACGGUCGAGGAGACCGAGAGCUGGUGGUGCUUCGGAGUGAGAAUGGCUCCAUGUGGAAAGAGCAUCGGGACCGCUAUGGAGAGAGCUAUCUUGACCAAGCCCUCAAUGGGAUGGAUGAAGAACUGGAGAGCUUGGAGGAGCUGGAAAAGAAGCGGGUUUGCCGGAUUAUCACCACAGACUUCCCCUUGUAUUUUGUGGUCAUGUCUCGCCUGUGCCAAGACUUUGACAUGAUUGGCCCUGAAGGGGGGUCUCUAAAGAGCAAGCUGGUCCCUAUGGUGCAAGCAACCUUUCCUGAAACUGCUGUUACCAAGAAAGUCAAACUGGCUCUGCAGGCUCAACCUGUGCCAGAUGAACUAGUCACCAAGCUUUUGGGCAACCAGGCAACAUUCAGCCCAAUUGUGACUGUGGAACCCCGGCGGAGGAAGUUCCACCGGCCCAUAGGGCUGCGGAUCCCUCUACCCCCCUCUUGGAAAGACAAUCCCCGGGACAGCGGGGAAGGGGACACCACAAGUCUCCGCCUCCUCUGCAGUGUCAUUGGAGGAAUAGCAGAAGCCCAGUGGGAAGAUAUUACAGGAACUACCAAGUUGGUCUACGCCAAUGAGUGUGCCAACUUCACCACCAAUGUAUCUGCAAGGUUUUGGUUGUCUGAUUGCCCACGGACAGCUGAGGCUGUGGACUUUGCCACGCUUCUGUACAAGGAGCUGAUCGCCGUGCCGUACAUGGCCAAGUUUGUGGUGUUUGCCAAGAUGAACGAUGCAAGAGAGGGACGGCUACGCUGCUACUGCAUGACGGAUGACAAAGUAGACAAGACCUUAGAGCAGCAUGAAAACUUUACUGAAGUAGCCCGGAGCAGAGACAUUGAGGUUUUGGAAGGAAUGCCUCUCUUUGCAGAGCUCUCUGGGAACCUGGUACCUGUCAAAAAGGCUGCUCAGCAGAGAAGUUUUCACUUCCAGUCCUUUCGUGAAAACCGUCUUGCCAUACCUGUGAAGGUGAGGGACAGCAGUCGAGAAGCAGGAGGAUCUCUGUCAUUUCUGCGAAAGGCUAUGAAAUAUGAGGAUUCUCAACAUAUCCUCUGCCACUUGAACAUCACAAUGCCCCCAUGCACCAAGGGAAGUGGAGCUGAUGAUAGGAGAAGGACUUUAACUCCUCUGGCCUUGAGGGAAAGAUACAGCCUCCUCGGUGAAACAACCCUUGGUUCUCUUAGCGGGACAGACAGGGCAGAUAUGAAAAUGGCUAUUAUAUCAGAGCACCUCAGCCUCAGCUGGGCAGAAUUGGCUCGCGAGUUGCAGUUUGGCGUGGAGGAUAUCAACAGGAUACGUGUGGAGAACCCCAACUCCUUGUUGGAGCAGAGCUCAGCCCUGUUGAACCUCUGGGUCAUCCGUGAAGGCAAAAAUGCCAAGAUGGAAAAUCUUUACACGGCCCUGAGGAACAUUGACCGGAGUGAGAUCGUGAACAUGUUAGAAGGUUCUGGCCGGCAGAGUAGAAGCCUGAAACCGGACAGGCGGUAUCCAGACCGAGACUACUCUUUAUCACCAUCCCAGAUGAAUGGUUAUACCUCGCUGCAGGAUGAGCUGCUCUCCCCGGCUUCCCUGCACUACACGCUGCCCUCUCCCUUGUGUGUAGAUCAAUAUUGGAACGAGGUGGGCAUCAUUGACGCCAUCCCCAUGGCCCCCACGGAGCACGAUGCCCUGAUGGAAAUGUCGGACAUGCAGGUGUGGUCCUCAGGCCUCACCCCUUCCCUGGUCACCGCCGAAGACUCCUCUUUGGAGUGUAGCAAGGCAGAGGACUCUGACGCCACCGGAGACUGGCGGCUGCCGGGGCCGCUCCUGGAAGACCCCCAGGGCCCUGACCAGCUGGGCUCUCUGGAGCUCGUAGAGGACGACACAGUGGAUUCAGACGCCACAAAUGGCCUUAUCGAUUUGCUCGACCAGGAGGAAGGUCAGAGGUCAGAAGAGAAGCUGCCAGGUGGUGAGAGGCAGGAUGAGUCAGCCGGCAAGGGAUGGGAUUCAGAGCAUGAAGUGUCUCUUCUUUCAGGCCAGCAGAGAGUACAAGCUCGAAUCACAGAAUCCCCUACCGUGAGCCGGGUCAUGGAGAAGAGCCACGACAGAACAAAGGACUGGGACACAGAUGGCUCUUUCAUCUCCUACCUGAAAGAUGCUGCACAGAGCUCUUGGCAAGAGGAGGUCACAGGGAGCCCACACUCAAUCCAGAGAACAGUGACCACCAUCCCCUCUGUAAAAGGCCUGGAGCCCAGUGGGUCUCAGGACUAUGAGAAAAUCCUGACGUCCACAGUAGAGCACAUGGGAGUCGACUCAUUGGAACUGUCAGAGUCUGAGAGUCCCCUGACUGAGAAAGAGCAGAGACACUCGCCUGUCGUGAGUCAGAGCUACGGAAAACAGAUGGAAGAAGCUGAGAGGGCCUUCACCAGGAUAGUCGAGGGGCAUGAGUUUCAGGACAUCCCAGGGGAACAUGUGACUGAAGAGCAGUUCACUGACGAGCAAGGCAACAUUGUCACAAAGAAGAUCAUCCGCAAAGUGGUUCAGCAGGUCAGCAUAUCUGGGGACACCGAGGAGCCGGAGGAGGUGAAUACUGAGGGGUUUCUCCAGGAGCCCAGUGAGCUGGAAGCAGAUAUUGAUGACUUUAUAAAGCAUGUCAAGGCGGAGGUGAGAGGGAGUAGUACCCUGCGUUCGGAGCUGAUUGAAGGGAGGAAGGGGGCUCAGAUAGUGAAACGAGCAAGCCUGAAGAGGGGGAAGCAGUGA
Vombatus ursinus (common wombat) is the source of this 5877-nucleotide messenger RNA. RefSeq names its product ankyrin 1 (gene ANK1). The transcript is spliced from 43 exons. Bases 1 to 5877 code for a protein of 1958 amino acids. Gene Ontology annotation, molecular function: protein binding. Gene Ontology annotation, biological process: signal transduction. Lineage: Eukaryota; Metazoa; Chordata; Mammalia; Diprotodontia; Vombatidae. The record is from RefSeq and is a predicted model, not a curated record.